Nycticebus coucang (slow loris) is the source of this 1331-nucleotide messenger RNA. It is a transcript of the gene ATP6V0B, whose product is annotated as ATPase H+ transporting V0 subunit b. Gene Ontology annotation, cellular component: proton-transporting V-type ATPase, V0 domain. The record is from RefSeq and is a predicted model, not a curated record. Lineage: Eukaryota; Metazoa; Chordata; Mammalia; Primates; Lorisidae. The transcript has 8 exons. Gene Ontology annotation, biological process: proton transmembrane transport. Gene Ontology annotation, molecular function: proton-transporting ATPase activity, rotational mechanism. The coding region runs from base 455 to 1045 and encodes 196 amino acids.
UCCUGGCGGGCGGGAGGCAGCGUGAGGCCUAGCUGGAGCCCGGCGUGGGAAGUGAUGUGCCGGGAAUACUGAGUUCCAACGCGGGCUUUGUACCCUGGGCUUCGAGACUUGCCUCACGCUUGUUGGAUCUCCGACUCUGACGGAGGAGAACCCAGACCUCCACCUGCUUGAGGAAGGGCGCGGGUGGGGGGUGGAGGGAGCAAUACCAGGCCCUUUCUGUCACUGCCACCAUCUCCUCUACUCUCUGCUGUUGUCCUUUUUCUUGCUGCUGACCGGCCUGCUUGGGUCACAAGCCAGCUGCUCCAGUUCCUCUUCUCUCGGUGGUUUUGCCCUCCCCCACUCGGCUUGUUGAAUAAACAGCGGCUCGUACUGAGCCGGCGGGAUCUGGUGGGGCCUGGCCGAAGCAUUUGCUCCCUCGUUUCCUCCACGGUAUUGAGGCUUGCCGGUGGCGUACAUGUGGAGAAUCUUGCUCUGGGGAGGUGUCAUUGAGGGAGGAAUCUGCUACACCAUUUUUGAUUUGGGCUUCCGCUUUGAUGUGGCAUGGUUCCUGACUGAGACUUCACCCUUCAUGUGGUCGAAUCUGGGCAUCGGCCUAGCUAUCUCCCUGUCCGUGGUUGGGGCAGCCUGGGGCAUCUAUAUUACUGGCUCAUCCAUCAUUGGGGGAGGGGUAAAGGCCCCCAGAAUCAAGACCAAGAACCUGGUAAGCAUCAUCUUCUGUGAAGCUGUGGCCAUCUACGGCAUCAUUAUGGCAAUUGUCAUUAGCAACAUGGCUGAGCCUUUCAGUGCUACUGACCCCCACGCCAUUGGCCAUCGGAACUACCAUGCAGGCUAUUCCAUGUUUGGGGCUGGCCUCACAGUGGGCCUUUCCAACCUCUUCUGUGGAGUCUGCGUGGGCAUCGUGGGCAGUGGCGCCGCCCUGGCUGAUGCUCAGAACCCCAGCCUCUUUGUCAAGAUUCUCAUCGUGGAGAUCUUUGGCAGCGCCAUCGGCCUCUUUGGGGUCAUCGUUGCAAUUCUUCAGACCUCCAGAGUGAAGAUGGGUGACUAGAACUGUGUGGGGAGGCCAUGCUUCACUCUUAUUUAUUACUGGUUUUCCUGGGACAGCUGGAGCUGUGCCCCUUAGCCUUUCAGGGGCUUGGUGUUCAGGGCCUUCCUUGCACUCACCACUUGAGGCCUGCAGACUUGGAGGCACUGCAGUCCAGGCUGAAUCUUCAGUGUGGGGAAUGGGCCACUGAUGGCAACUGUGUGUGAAAUUGUGCACCUUUGUCCCCCACCUCCACCCCAACCCAUCUUCCCAUUGUUUGUGAAAUAAACAUGGUAUUUGUCCUGGGUCA